AAGACUUUAAGAAAAGAAAAAAAAAAAAAAGAAUAGUCGUGGUGUGUGCUCGCGAGUUUGAUAUCCUUGGGGUUCUUGAGAAACUCUAGUGGAAAACAACAGUGGAUGCACCCAGGCAGAUUGCAGCUCUCUCGAACGUUGACGUACGUCAAAGCAGAAGCGCCGUAUUGCCCGAGGGCGAAUAGUCCUCGACGCGUGCCGCACCACUGAUCAGAGGUACCGCCGUGUCUGUACGGUUCGUGACUUGGCCUACGUUAUAAUAAUCAGAAAGGAGCCACACCGACGGCGAUGACAGGAUGCCUUUGAAUCGGACACGUGUCCCAAACAAAUGUUGGCUUAAUAUUUGCAACAGGCUGCCAACAAUUAUACUGCUCAUACUACUUUUUGCUGAAAGCAGACGUGCAACAAAUCUGAUGAGUAAUUCAAUCGACAAUUGGGUCAGUGGUAGUGCUGUUGUAUGCAAUGGAAUACCAGGUUUAACCAAAGAACAAAGAGAUUUGUGUUAUGGAAAUCCAGAUGUAACUGUUGCUGCAUUACGAGGUUUACAAAUAGCAAUAUCAGAAUGUCAACAUCAAUUUACAUGGCAUAGAUGGAAUUGUUCAUCAUUAACAGCAAAUAGUAGAACACAAAAAAGCAAUGUUUUACUACAAAGAGGAUAUCGAGAGACAGCAUUUGCUUAUGCAAUAUCAGCAGCAGGUGUUGCACAUAAUGUUGCAAGAGCAUGUAGUAUGGGACAAUUAAUAUCAUGUGGUUGUGAUUCAACAACAUACAAAGAUAAAACACCAACAAAAGCUGCACGUGGUACACAUUGGAAAUGGGGUGGUUGUUCACAUAAUCUUGAAUAUGGAAUGGAUUUUUCACGUCAAUUUUUAGAUACUAAAGAAAAAGCUGGUGAUAUACAAUCAACUGUUAAUCUUCAUAAUAAUCAAGCUGGACGUUUGGCUGUUGCAAGUAAUAUGCAAGUACGAUGUAAAUGUCAUGGUAUGUCAGGUUCAUGUGAAUUAAAAACAUGUUGGAAAGUUGCACCUGAUUUUCGUGUUGUUGGUAAAACACUUAAAGAACGUUUUCGUGGUGCAAUAUUAGUUGCACAAAGUAAUUUAGGUAAUAUAACACCAUUAACAAGGAUACGAGGAAAAUCACGUAAACGUCGUCCAGAUAGACGUUUUAAAAAAAAACGUCGUGAUAAUAAUAAUCAUCAUAAUAAUAAACAUAAUAAUAAUGAAUAUAAUGUAGGAAAAAAUAAAAAAAAAAAACGAGAUAUGGCUAAGCAACUUUUUUACUAUCAAAAAUCACCAAAUUUUUGUGAAAAGGAUCCAUAUCAGGAUAUACCAGGCACAGCUGGUCGUAGAUGUAAUAAAACCAGUCUAAGUGGUGAUGGAUGUGGAUCAUUGUGUUGUGGACGUGGUUACAAUGUUUUAAGACAAAGAAGAACAGAAAGAUGCGGAUGCAAAUUUCACUGGUGUUGUUUUGUACAGUGUGACAAUUGCACUGUCGAAGAAUGGAUAACAGUAUGCAAAUAAUAUUAUUAUUAUUUUGUUUAUUCUUAUAUAAAAAACAUAAAAAUGCAUGGCUUCAACUAUAUUCAAGUGGAUAAUUAUUAUACACAUAUGAAUAAUU
Molecule: messenger RNA, 1617 nt
Organism: Aphidius gifuensis
Lineage: Eukaryota; Metazoa; Arthropoda; Insecta; Hymenoptera; Braconidae
Gene: Wnt10
Product: protein Wnt-10b
Exons: 5
Coding region: 297-1520 (407 amino acids)
Biological process (GO): cell fate commitment; multicellular organism development; canonical Wnt signaling pathway
Cellular component (GO): extracellular region
Molecular function (GO): frizzled binding; cytokine activity
Source: RefSeq, a predicted model, not a curated record